UAAUAAACGUUUGACCGUAUCUUACCCACUGACCCACUCUUCGUCUCCAUCUCGAGACAGUAAACAGUGGGACUAGAAAACACACACACUCACUCACUCACUCACUCACUCACUCAGAUCCGACCACCAAACAACCUCAACAAAACCCUAAUCUUCUUUACAACAUCCGGUAGGUUGUGGUGAUACGCGAUGGCGUUGGCAGCGGUGGAUGUUCAGAAUCCGCUUCUUGGAGAAACAACUUGCGGGACGUUGUUGCAUCAGUUGCAAAAAAUUUGGGAUGAGGUCGGUGAAAGUGACGAGGAAAGAGAUAAGAUGCUUCUUCAGAUAGAGCAAGAAUGUUUAGACGUGUACAAGAGGAAAGUUGACCAAGCGACAAAGUCAAGAGCACACCUUCUUCAGGCGCUGGCUGAUGCUAAACUUGAACUCUCCACUUUGCUUGCGUCGCUUGGAGAGAAAACGUUUGUCGGGAUUCCUGAGAAGACUUCGGGAACGAUCAAUGAACAACUUGCUGCUAUUGCACCGGCUUUGGAACAAUUGUGGAAGAAGAAAGAUGAACGGAUAAAGGAGAUAUCGGAUGUGCAGGCACAGAUACAAAAAAUAUGUGGAGAAAUUGCAGGGAGCAGUGUCGGAAAUCAAGCUGUUAAUGUUGACGUGUCUGAUUUAUCCUUGAAGAAGUUGGACGAGUUCCAUGAUCAACUGCAAGAACUUCAGAAAGAAAAGAGCGAUAGACUGCAAAAGGUUCUUGAGUUGGUGAGCACUGUACAUGAUCUUUGUGCUGUACUUGGGAUUGAUUUUUAUAGUACAGUCACCGAGGUUCAUCCUAGCUUGAAUGAUGCAACUGAUGUGCAAUCUAAAAGCAUAAGCAAUGACACGCUUGCAAGGCUGGCAAAGACUGUUGUAGCGUUAAAAGAAGACAAGAAGCAAAGGUUGCAGAAGCUUCAAGAAUUAGCAACCCAGCUAAUAGAUCUUUGGAACUUAAUGGAUACAUCUGAGGAAGAACAACAUUUGUUUGAUCAUGUUACUUGUAACAUAUCGGCUUCAGUGGAUGAACUGAACGUCCCAGGGGCUCUUGCUCAAGAUUUGAUCGAACAGGCUGAGGUGGAAGUGGAAAGGCUAGAUAAGCUAAAAUCCAGCAAAAUGAAGGAGAUUGCUUUUAAGAGGCAAAGCGAGCUUGAAGAAAUUUUUGCACGCGCACACAUAGAAAUCGAUACACAGGCUGCUAGGGAGAAAAUUUUGGCACUUAUCGAUUCUGGAAACGUGGAACCGUCUGAGCUGCUUGCUGACAUGGAUAAUCAGAUCGUAAAAGCGAAGGAAGAGGCUCUCAGUAGAAAAGAGAUUUUGGAUAAAGUUGAAAAGUGGAUGUCGGCUUGUGAAGAAGAGAGUUGGCUUGAUGAUUACAAUCGGGAUGACAACAGGUACAAUGCAAGCAGAGGCGCACAUUUGAAUCUCAAGCGAGCGGAGAAGGCCAGAAUUUUGGUAAACAAAAUUCCAGCUCUUGUCGACACUUUGGUUGCCAAGACUCGGGCGUGGGAAGAAGACCAUGAGCUGACAUUCAUGUACGAUGGUGUCCCGUUGCUUGCCAUGCUAGAUGAAUAUGCAAUGCUCAGGCAUGAAAGGGAAGAAGAAAAACGACGGCUAAAGGAUCAGAAGAAAAUUCAAGAACAGCCGACUACAGAGCAUGAAGCUGCAUUUGGUUCAAGAUCAAGUCCUCGGCCUGCUAGUAUAACAAAGAAGGUGGCGGGCCCACGUGCUAACGGAACUCCAAACAGACGGCUGUCUCUGAAUCAAAAUGGAGGUCGGUCAAUGAGUAAAGACGGGAAGAGGGACAACCAUAAGUCUCUUUCUCCAAUGAAACAUGCAGCCAUUGGAAAAGAGGAUGCUGCUUCACGGGUAUCUGGCACGGAGCCGGCCCCCACCACACCUUAAACUUAGGGUAAUUGAAUAAAAGUUGAACAUUGUAGGAUUUGUUGUUAUUACAACCGGUGUUAGCGAUCUUUAAACGAGUGAACAUGGUUAAUGGUUUAGCUUAUUUCUUGUUAUCGGCGGCUGUUAAUUAAUUACCUUAUCUAACAGAUGUUUUUUGUUGGCUUUUCCCGAAACUUAUAUGCCACGUGCUUGGUUAAUCAUACUUUGCUUUGUUA
This is a messenger RNA of Helianthus annuus (common sunflower), 2141 nucleotides long. Its product is annotated as 65-kDa microtubule-associated protein 1. The record is from RefSeq and is a predicted model, not a curated record. Bases 190 to 1926 code for a protein of 578 amino acids. Gene Ontology annotation, molecular function: microtubule binding. Gene Ontology annotation, cellular component: spindle; cytoplasm. Lineage: Eukaryota; Viridiplantae; Streptophyta; Magnoliopsida; Asterales; Asteraceae. The transcript is spliced from 10 exons. Gene Ontology annotation, biological process: microtubule cytoskeleton organization; cytokinesis by cell plate formation.